AAAGAGCCGCUAUUCUUUGAUGAUUGGGCAGCGGCAAACUUCAAAGUAAUAAAUCUUAUUUCUGACUGGCUGGCGGCCCACCAAAGUCCUUAUCAAAUUCUAAGAAGUGAUCCCUCACUCUUCAGAUAGACCGAGGAUAUCUCAGAGAGAGGAAGCACACAAGAGUGAAGACCUGCUCGACACGAAAUUUUACUGCGAAUGCAUAUUUAUCCAAAUUAGUGCUGUUAUUUUUUUUAUUGUUUUCAUCGAGAGGGAGGAGGACGUUUACCAUGGCAGCAGUGGCUGUACUGCGGAAUGAAACACUCCAGGCUUUUCUUCAGGAUCGCACUCCAAACUCGUCUCCAGAGAACUGUAAGCACUCUCCGCUGGCUCUCCUGGCUGCCACUUGUAACCGGAUCGGGCACCACCACGGAUCCAACCCCACAGAUUUCCUCCAGGUCCCUUACGACCCGACUCUGGGCUCCCCUUCGCGUUUAUUUCACCCGUGGACUAACGAGGGGACCCCUCAGAGUAGCCUGGCCAGCAACGCUACUUUCGGACUAUCCUCAAAGCCCCAGCUGUCUGCGCACAUCCAGAGCUCCUUCAGCUCGCACCACGAACUGCCCCUCACCCCUCCGGCGGACCCCUCGUACCCCUAUGACUUCUCCCCUGUGAAGAUGUUACCUUGCUCCAUGCAGUCUCUGCAGUCCACCUGCCCUCCCACCUACGUCCCCGCAGUCAGUUACGCAGCCCCAACCCCCAUUCCGCCCGCAAUGCCAAGUUUUGUCACGGGACCCUCCGGCCUUGUGCACCAGCAGCAGAGACAGUUGUCCCCAAACCCUGGAGAGGAUAUUCCGUGGUGGAGCCUCCAGCAGGGGAACCAUGUCAGUCACACUUCCUCCCUUGGUCCCCAUCGCUUCCAGCUGCAGAGGGGCUUGGUUCUGGGACAUACGGACUUUGCGCAAUAUCAGACGCAAAUCGCGGCUCUGCUGCACACAAAGUCCCCUCUCGCAACUGCGAGGCGGUGCAGGAGGUGCAGGUGUCCUAACUGCCAGUCCUCCACGUCCAGUGACGAGCCGGGGAAGAAGAAGCAGCACAUUUGUCACAUACCGGGUUGCGGGAAAGUUUAUGGUAAAACUUCUCACCUCAAAGCGCACCUGAGGUGGCACUCUGGGGAGCGACCGUUUGUGUGCAACUGGCUGUUCUGUGGGAAGAGUUUCACCAGGUCGGACGAGCUGCAGAGACACCUGAGGACUCACACGGGGGAGAAGCGCUUUGUUUGCCCAGACUGCUGCAAGAGGUUCAUGAGGAGUGACCACUUGGCAAAACAUGUCAAAACUCACCAGAACAAAAAAAGCAAGUGCCAUGACAAGACCCUUGACCAUGUCAAAAGGGAGGACACGAGGAAUAUGUUGUAACACCACUUGUAGUCAUUUAAAACAGUACAAAUCACUAGUGCAAUACAGUCAGUCCUACAUUAGUUAAAAGUACACAGUGAGCUGCAUUUUAUAGGGUAUUUUGUUUAGUUUGGUGGUUGAUUUCUUACAUACAAUAGUUUCUAACAUUUGCUGGUCUGUGUAGCACAUUUUUGUAUAUAUAAAGUUUCCUAAUUUAAUUUGGGACCAUGGAGAACUUAUAGCUCAUGAGUUUGGAUUCACUGUCUAUAUCAUAUGAAGAAGACAAGUUUUCAACUUGUGUUUUGAUCAUUGUCUUCGGUGGAAGAUCUCACUCCCCUGUAAAUUCUAUUUAAUAGCUUUUGUUGAAUGAAAGUGUCCGUUUUUUGCUCCAUAUGGGGUGUUUUUAAGCAUGCUCUUGAAAAGAUCUGCUAUUGUUGAUAUGACCCAAAUACUGUGUGAGAAUAAAGAUUAUAACAUUUUCCUCAG
This is a messenger RNA of Micropterus salmoides (largemouth bass), 1862 nucleotides long. It is a transcript of the gene sp5a, whose product is annotated as Sp5 transcription factor a. Lineage: Eukaryota; Metazoa; Chordata; Actinopteri; Centrarchiformes; Centrarchidae. The transcript is spliced from 2 exons. The record is from RefSeq and is a predicted model, not a curated record. Gene Ontology annotation, biological process: regulation of transcription by RNA polymerase II. Bases 270 to 1397 code for a protein of 375 amino acids. Gene Ontology annotation, molecular function: RNA polymerase II cis-regulatory region sequence-specific DNA binding; DNA-binding transcription factor activity, RNA polymerase II-specific.